Messenger RNA from Hippopotamus amphibius kiboko, 6901 nucleotides. RefSeq names its product LIM domain containing 1 (gene LIMD1). Bases 941 to 3040 code for a protein of 699 amino acids. The transcript is spliced from 9 exons. Gene Ontology annotation, molecular function: transcription corepressor activity. Gene Ontology annotation, biological process: negative regulation of hippo signaling; regulation of DNA-templated transcription; response to hypoxia. Lineage: Eukaryota; Metazoa; Chordata; Mammalia; Artiodactyla; Hippopotamidae. Gene Ontology annotation, cellular component: transcription regulator complex; nucleus; adherens junction. The record is from RefSeq and is a predicted model, not a curated record.
GGUGGCAGUGACGGCGGGGAACCCGGCGCCAUCCCCGCGCUCCAGCGCAGGAAGAGGCGCGCGGGACACACCCCCAGGUUCCCCAGACCCUUUGGGCGCAGGCCUGCCCCCCGGCGCCCGCCGCUGCGCGCGCCGACCCCGCCCCCCGCCGGCGCCCCCGCCCCUCGGCCGCCUCCUCCGCCUCCGCCUCCGCCUCCUCGCAGGCCCGCGACGUGCCCGGCCAGCCACCGAGCGGCGGGGACGGCGGCCGGCGCACUCACUUCCGCGUCCCGCCGCCCUCCGGCCCGCGCGCGCCCAGCCACCACCGCCAUCGGACAAUAGGCCGCCCGCCCGGCUGCCAUGAACUUCCUGCCGGGGCCCGGCCGGCCCGGGAGCCCCAGACCCUGAUCCCUCUCCGCGCCGGCCAGGAUCGCAGCUCCCCGCCACGAGGAGAAGCAGCGGAGGACCGAGCUCCCGGGACGUGCCCGCGCCUCCCGCCGCCGCGUCUUUGCUCCGGCCCGGCGGGUCCGCGGCCUCAGCACUCUUCGCUCUGAGCGACUUCACCCCGUCCAGCGCCUGCUGCCUUGUUGUGGGUUUCCGAGUUUGGUUGCUUAAGGAGGAUGUGAUUUUUUUUUUUCUCCUUGUUUCUUUUUCCUUUUAUGAUUUGAAACAGAGAAGAGAACUCACAGCCAGCUCGGACAGCGAAGUGCCACCAGCUGGCCCCACGUGGACACCGCCGAAGGGAAAGGAAAUUGGAAACAAACUUGGUACAAGUGACUGAGGCCUUAACGUCCACUGGACUCUAAGGCCUGGGGUCAUGACUCUCAGGCUGGGCAGGUGGAAGGCUUUACCUGUCCUGGGCUGGACUUGAGUCUCUGCCCUUGGCCAGCACCCCCACUGCCCCACCUCCACUCACUCAAUACCCAGCAUCUAGGCUAGGCCCUGGACACUCGUCAGCAGCAUGGAUAAGUAUGAUGACCUGGGCCUGGAGGCCAGUAAAUUCAUUGAGGACCUGAACAUGUAUGAGGCCUCCAAGGAUGGACUCUUCCGAGUGGACAAGGGUGCAAGCAACAACCCCGAGUUUGAGGAAACACGCAGGGUGUUUGCCACCAAGAUGGCCAAAAUCCACCUCCAGCAGCAGCAACAGCUUCUACAGGAGGAGACUCUGCCCAGGGGGAGCCGAGGUCCCAUUAACGGUGGGGGCCGCCUGGGCCCACAGGCCCACCGGGAAGCUGGUGGGGGCAGCAAGCUGACUGGGGACGGUGCUGCCAAGCCUCCUCUCGCUGCCUCGACAGUGGCCCCUGGGACAGCCACGACCAUCGCGGCUGGGCAGCCCUUGUACCCACCCCAGGAGCAGAGGCCCAAGCCAUAUGUACGUAGCGCGAGGCAGGGCAGCCAGGACUGUGGAUCCAAGGAGAGCAUGGCGAGUUCUGAGAUGUCUGCUUUCCAUCGGCCAGGCCCCUGUGAGGAUCCUUCCUGCCUCACCCACGGAGACUAUUAUGACAACCUCUCCUUGGCAAGCUCCAAGUGGGGCGACGAACCAGGAGUGUCCCCCAACAUCAGGCUGGGUGUAGGAAGUGGGUGGUCUGGCACCCCAGGAAGUGACCCACCACUGUCCGCAUCCUCCAGGGACCAUCACCUAUACCAGCAGCAGCUUUCCCUGAGCUCCAGCAGGUCAUUAAAGAGUGGCCAGGAUAGUGGUGUUGGUGGCCACAGCAGUGAGAAGCCAGCAGCUCUUUGGACCACGGCCUCCUCCCAGCGAGUGAGCCCUGGAAUCCCUUCCCCAGGCCCAGAGAACGGAGCCCUGCCGAGGCCUGCUCAACCCAGGACCCCUUCUUUCUCAGCGCCCCUGGCCCUGAACCGCCCCAGUCAAGGAGCUCUUCCAAGAACAAACUCGGGAGUGGGGAGUGAGGUUUCAGGCAUAAUGCCCAAACCCACUGUGGAUCCUCAACCCUGGUUCCAGGAUGGGCCCAGAUCUUACCUUUCUAGCUCUGUUCCUUCAUCCUCGCCAGCCAGCAUGGACAAUAUGCAGCUGGGUGCAGUCCCUGGACUGGUUCCCAAGCCUGGCUGUACAGACCCUGGCAUUGGUCCCAAGCUCAGCCCCACCAGCCUUGUGCAUCCAGUGAUGUCGACCCUGCCUGAGUUAUCUUGUAAAGAAGGUCCCUCUGGCUGGUCCUCAGAUGGCAGUCUGGGGCCUGUGCUCCCGGAGAGCCCCAGCUCCCCCAGGGUGAGACUGCCCUGCCAGACCCUCAUCCCGGGCCCUGAGCUUGGACCCACGGCUGCCGAAUUGAAAUUAGAAGCCCUCACCCAACGUCUGGAGCGUGAGAUGGAUGCUCACCCGAAGGCCGAUUACUUUGGAGCCUGUGUGAAAUGCAGCAAGGGGGUGUUUGGGGCUGGCCAGGCCUGCCAGGCCAUGGGGAACCUCUACCACGAUGCGUGCUUCACCUGUGCAGCCUGCAGCCGGAAGCUGAGAGGAAAAGCCUUUUAUUUUGUCAAUGGCAAAGUGUUUUGUGAAGAAGACUUCCUGUACUCUGGUUUUCAGCAGUCUGCUGACAGGUGUUUUCUUUGUGGACAUUUGAUCAUGGACAUGGCUCUGUUCUGGUUUCACGAUGGCCUCUUACAGUUCCAGGUAUCAGUCACAUCCAGAUCAAAUGACGCCAAGAGGAAGGAGAUCCUGCAGGCCCUGGGGAAGUCCUACCACCCUGGCUGCUUCCGCUGUGUCAUCUGUAAUGAGUGUUUGGACGGGGUGCCCUUCACUGUGGAUUCAGAGAACAAAAUCUACUGUGUCCGGGAUUACCACAAGGUGUUGGCGCCCAAGUGUGCAGCCUGUGGCCUUCCCAUCCUUCCACCUGAGGGCUCAGAUGAGACCAUCCGAGUCGUGUCCAUGGACAGAGACUACCACGUGGAGUGUUACCACUGCGAGGACUGCGGUCUGGAGCUCAAUGAUGAAGAUGGUCACCGCUGCUACCCCUUGGAGGACCACCUGUUCUGUCACUCCUGCCACGUCAAGAGACUGGAGAAGGGCCCCUCAUCCGCAGCCCUUCACCAGCACCACUUCUAGCCAGAGCCUCCUGCAGACCUCACGGUGGGACGAGGAGCCAGGGUUGCACCAUGAGAAGUCCGCGGAUUAAUUCUUAUCGUCCAUGGGGAGGAACUGGGGUCGGGGGAGUGGAAGGGAGGCAGGUGAUUUCCUCAGUGUGUGCAUGGGGUGCCUUUCCUUUAAACAGGGAGGGGAUCCCUGCUGGUUUUGGACUGCAUAUUUUCCAAGUGCCUUUCUCUGCUGCCAUGCCCUCAUCAGAUUACUCAGGAAGAUGCCCCAGCAAGUGCGUGGCAUGUGACAGGAGAUCUCAUUAGUGCGACUGAAUGAACCCUCCUGUCCCCUCCUGGAAGAGUUCACACUUCAGCGGGAAAGGUUUGCACUGAGCGUAUCCUCUGAAGAGAGAUUUUAGCUGCCAAUAUCAAUCCUUUCCCUCCCCUUCGGAAAAUACCUGCACCCAAACUCCCUCCCAACCCCCCCCCCCCACACACACACCCAUAAUUUAAGAAUUCCUUCCACUCCAGAGUUUCAGUUCUUCUGUAGAAUGGCUGCAAAUUUUAAUUGCAUCAUUGCAAGAGGGACGCUCUAAUGUGUGCUUUGUAUCUUAGGAAGAAUUCACUUGGUAAAGCAGAGCCAAGAUUUGAAAUAAGUGAGAUGGGCUUUCCUCCUUGUAGCCUGAUAGCAUUCUGUGUGCCCUGCAAAUCUUCACUCCUUUAAAGGCAUCCGGGGGCCUGAUGGAGGUUGAUCCUGUUCUAGUAAAGUGUACUUUGGGAUAAGAACUUGGUGCAGGCGCCAGGCCUCUUUUGCCCGCCUGUUUGUGCUUUUUUCCUGUGGAGCUGUCGAGAGUCUGGGACUUCUGAGCUGCUCCUGCAAAGGCAGGUCUUGGUUUCUUUUGUGGGGAUCCUCUUGUGCCUAUUUUUGCUUAUUUAACAAUGGACUUUGGGGACGUGUGCCCACAUACUGAGACCUAGCCCCUUAUGAAUGAGGAGAGUUUUUGUGUGUGAGAUCUCAAAGCCAGCCUGGGAGAGAGUGCCUGAGCAUAAGUUAUUAUAUUCAUUUCACAGGUCUCUCUCUUGCCAAAUUCUUGGCACAGGCAUUAUGUUUAAAGAAACCAGUAUAAGGUACACUGCUUUUGUCUGUUUUUUUUUCUUCUCCUUUUUCUUUUCUUUUUUAAAUUGUUUCCCGCUACUUUCAGUCUCCCACACACAAAAAAUACCUCACAGAUAAGAGCUUCAGAUUAAGGAGGAAUUUGGCUGUCACACGGCACUCAGCGAGUGUGUGUUAGGAGUGUCUGGCUUCACCCAGGUCAGACCAAUGGGUCAGAGCACUGUGAUCUUAAUGGAAGAUCAUCUGGGAAGAGAUCUGAUUGAUACUGGGUGCUCUUGCCUUAUGCAUUUCAUCAUGAUAGCUCCCUGGGGUGACAAGGGCUAAAGGAGGGCCACACUCUUGCAGGAUUUCAAGUUCACCUCUGCACUGAAGAGGCAAAAUGUGCUCUGUGUGUCACACUCCUGAGGCCAGAGGUCAAUACCCCUUGGUAUUUCAAUGAGAAGACAGUGUGAAAAAAAGGUUGACUGGCAUUUGGCUUCUCAGCCCACGGGGAGGGGCCCUGGGCCUUGUCGCAGGAGGGCGGGGGCCAUCUCACCACUGCCAGCCAGGCUGGGAGCACGGCGGUUGGCAUCUGUUCUCUGCCUCCCCACCUCACACCCAGAGUGAGGGGAUUGGGUGGCUGGGGCCUCACAGGGCGUCAGUGGAACCCAAAGGCACAAAGGACUCACAUACUUCACUGGGCCCAGCUCUAAGCCAUAUUUUGACUCAUUUGGUAGCAGUUGCCUGUAAGAAGCACAGAAAUGGCACCAUGCAUUGUCUUUUCCAUUUUUGUUAAAUUCAUUCUUUUGGAAUCCUGUGGUCAGAUGUCACUUCAGCCCAGGCUGUGUGAUUCCAUUGGUUCCUUUUCACAGGCUGAGCCUCCUGAAAACCCAUGAAUGUAGGGGGCUGGGGAAGUGAACCCAAGGGUCGCCCCUCCCUUUCUAGCACAUCAUCCAGCUCAGCCUUGGCAAGGCUGUUGGGCAGUGGAGCCAGCCAGUAUGUCUUAACCUGUCUCUGCCAACCUAGGAUUAUUUCUGGCCUUGACAACACACCUUUGCUCUGCUUUCAAGUCAAGCAGAGCAAAGAAAAUCGAAGUAGCAGGAAUUUGUUCGCAAAUUGGGUAACAGUUGACCCUUGAACAACAUGGGUUUGAACUGCAUGGGUCCAUUUAUGUGUGGAUAUUUUUCAGUAGUAAAUACUGCAGUCAGUACUAUGCAAUCUGUGGUUGGUUGAACCCAUGACGCAGGGGGACCAUGGUUACCUACGGCCGACUAUAAGUUAUGUGAGGAUUAACCCCCGAGUUGUUCAAUGGACAACUGUAGUUUAAAAAUGUUAUUCAUUUUUUCAAUGAAGUUUUUAAAGUGGCCUUGAUUGAGGCAACCUUGAUAUCUCAGCAAAUAUUUUAUACCAUUGAAGAACAACAAUAAGAGAAUUUCUAGACACCCUAGAAAUCAGAGCAGUAACUUCUCUUAUUAUCAGGGUCCCUGGAGGGGGUACUGGGUAGAAAUCUCCUACAAGUUUUGUCUCCUCCUCAGGCCCUUGCACAAAAGCCAUGAAUAGAUGCCCACUUAUUUUAAACUUUCUGUAAAUUAUUAGCCAAAUAGAGCUGUAAUGGGGUUAUAUUUAUAGGCACGUAGAAAGAACACACAGGCACUUCGUAGAACAGGAUGAAUAAGUUUGUUUUAAAAGGUAGAGCAGAUAGCCCUAUCCUACGUUCCCUAGAUGACUCUUGGACUUUAGAUAAGCAAGAAUUAUGGCCUGAUUCCCGACCCCAAAGCCAGCCUCCAGCCUUCUCCCUUGCCUCACUUUGCCCUCUAGUUUUUUUCUUGUCAUUUUUUCGCCCCAGCUAGGGUCAUUCAAAAACAGCCUGGGGGAUCUGACAAAAGCCAGGAAUGCAGUUUGGCCUGUCAUAGCAGCAUCCUCUUUCUCUCAUGUUAUCCUCCCAUCUGUGGUUGAAUAGAGAGUGAUUUGUUCAUUUUUCACACAGAAGGGCAUUGAGUCUUGUUGGGUCAUUGCCUGCACGUGGCGGCAGGACUUUCCGUUUCUCCGUGGUUAGUGCUUGAGUGAAAGCUCUUUUACCUGAGUCCGCUGAGGCUGUGCCACGGAGUCCUGGGUGGCUGGUGGGAUAAUCAAGGAGUUCUUAUUGCUUUCAAGUGCUGCCAUCACCGUGUUUCCGUGGGUUACCCAAGAUGAAAACAGACGUGUUAGAAUUUGAGAGAAUGAUCUGGAAUUCACACUCCUUUGCAGUCUGUUUUUAUGUGCCGUUUCCCACGUGUGUGAAAGUAUGAGCGCUGUGAUGGCUGCCGGUGCCCUUGCAAAGAAUGUGUGCAAGACUUGACCUCAAACCAUUGUUGCUUGAUGCACUUGUCAAAACUGUCAGCCAGGAAGCCAAGUGCUUUGUAUUCUUCUUUGUGCCAGGAAUGAGUCCUAACUUCCAGGUUACUAUGUGAAGUAACUUUUAAAAGCAAUAGGAAAAAGAUGAGGAAGAUGAGUUAGCUAUCAAUUGUUCUGAGCCAGAACUGGACAGAUGUGGGAAAUUUCCAUAUAGUGUGUGAAAAUUUCACUCUGCGGUGAAAUUAUUUUCCCCUGUGUCGCUUCUUUUACUUUGUUUCAAAAUAUUGUUACUAUAAAAUUAUUCAAAAGUUUACUGUUACUAUAAAAUUAUUCAGAAUAUUGUUACUAUAAAAUUAUUCAAAAUAUUGUUACUAUAAAAUUAUUCAAAAUUUUACUGUUACUAUAAAAUUACUCAAAAUAUCAUGACAAUAAAACUGCCUUAAUUUGUAGACUAUUAAAGUGAUC